CAGGUGACCAGGCGAAAGUAUGGGAAAAAAUUCUCUUUACCAUCUUAUCCGCAUGUAUGGCAGGAAUUCUUUUGAGUUUAUGUAUCUGCAUCCUUGUGGCAAGGGAAAGAAGCCAGAAAGAGAGGAGCAGACUUAUUGGUCAAGCUGUUCCAUUGCAACAAAUUGGUGCCCAAAAGGAUCAGAUGAAUCCUCCAGACUUUCCAUUAAUUAGUUUAGCUACCAUACAUGCAGCUACAAACAACUUUUCUGAUUUAAAUAGGCUUGGCCAAGGUGGAUUUGGCCCUGUUUAUAAGGGAACACUACCCAAUGGAAGGGAAGUAGCAAUUAAAAGGCUUUCAAGUGGUUCUGAGCAAGGUUCAGUGGAGUUCAUGAAUGAAGUAUCACUAAUACUGAAACUUCAACACAAAAAUUUAGUGAGGCUUUUGGGUUGUUGCACAGAAGGAGAAGAAAGAAUUCUUGUCUACGAGUACAUGCCUAAUGGUAGCCUCGAUUUCAUCCUCUUUGAUCCAAGGAGACGCGCUCAUCUUAAUUGGAGUACUCGCUACAACAUCAUUUGUGGAAUUGCCCGCGGCAUCCUCUAUCUUCAUGAAGAUUCUCGACUUAGAAUCAUUCAUAGAGACCUAAAAGACAGCAAUGUGCUGCUGGACAAGGACAUGAAUCCAAAGAUCUCAGAUUUUGGCAUGGCAAGGAUCUUUCCUGGAAAUAAUGGUGAAGCUAAUACUGCUACGAUAGUGGGGACAUAUGGAUACAUGGCUCCUGAGUAUGCUAUGGAGGGAGUAUAUUCCACGAAGUCCGAUGUUUUUAGCUUUGGAGUUCUUUUGCUAGAGAUUGUAAGUGGAAGAAAGAAUGCAGGUUUCCAUCGGUCCAAACAUGCUCCCAGCCUUCUAGAUUAUGCAUGGCAGCUAUGGAAAGAGGGAAGAGGGUUGGAGUUGAUGGAUCCACUGUUAGUAGAAACUCAUAAUGCGAGUGAAGUCUUGAGAUGCAUCAAUGUUGGACUAUUGUGUGUUAAAGAAGACUCAACGGAUAGACCUACUAUGUCACAUGUCAUCCUUGUGUUGAGAAGUGAAUCUCUUUCUCUCCCACAACCUCAACAGCCUGCAUUUUCUGUUGGUCGAUUCACUCCAGCAAUGAUCGAUGAUAUUUCUGCCAAUUAUGUAACUAUUACAGAUUUUAUUCCUCGUUGAGUGACUUGGAUUAAAAUUUUACGAGUAAAAAAAAAGAAAAAUUUAAACAUUGAUAAAAAAAAAAGGAAAUAUCCAUCUU
Messenger RNA from Telopea speciosissima, 1263 nucleotides. Its product is annotated as cysteine-rich receptor-like protein kinase 10. Gene Ontology annotation, molecular function: ATP binding; protein kinase activity. Bases 57 to 1184 code for a protein of 375 amino acids. The transcript has 6 exons. Lineage: Eukaryota; Viridiplantae; Streptophyta; Magnoliopsida; Proteales; Proteaceae. Gene Ontology annotation, biological process: protein phosphorylation. The record is from RefSeq and is a predicted model, not a curated record.